Phlebotomus papatasi is the source of this 4298-nucleotide messenger RNA. RefSeq lists its product as uncharacterized. The coding region runs from base 3110 to 4117 and encodes 335 amino acids. The record is from RefSeq and is a predicted model, not a curated record. NCBI's taxonomy places the organism in Eukaryota, Metazoa, Arthropoda, Insecta, Diptera, Psychodidae. The transcript is spliced from 3 exons.
AAAUUCAUCAAAAAUAAGGUGAAUGGUGGAAAGCGAGACACUUAAGAAAAAAUUCAAUUUCAAAUGCAUUUUUAAACUGAAUAAAUAAUUAUUUUUUACCAUUUUUUUUUUGUAUCAUUGGAUUUUUUAACAAAUAUUUUAACAGUAUCUUAACAGUUGUAAUUAAAUAUUGCAACUGAAUAAUCGGAAAAUUCACGGAAAUUAAAUAAUAACACAUUUUGAAAAGAUGGACAAAAUUUUGGAAAGUUGGACAAAAACUUUUGGAAAGUUGGACAUAGUGAUAUUAAUGACAAAAUAUCAUACAAAAUAUGUAUAAAAUCAAAUGUUGAGGGUUUUCUCUGUAUACUUGCACAUUUGAUGGUUAUGCUAAUCCCUCCUUUAUGUUCGGGUAACAGUUGAGGAACGCUAAUUUCCAAGAACUUCCUGGACGUCCAACCAAAAAGAGGUUCUGUAAAUUUCACAAACGCCUCGCGCUGUCCAGCAGUUAUAGCUUUAAAGUGGAUGCAAUUUUUAGCAUAUUUCAAUUCCCCAUCCACCCAAAUCCUUUUCCACUUCCUUUGAGACUUCUGUAAAGGCUCCUAUUUGUCUUUCUCCAGAAGUUUUUGGGAUAUUUACUAUCCAUUCUAUCAGAAAAAGUGGUCUUAGGAAUCUGGAAAUUUUUGCAGCCUUGUCAGGAGAUUUUCUCCUUAUCAGCUACUAAUUGUAGUUGCAACUAUUUCUCCGGAUACUUAAGGAUCUUUGUCGUCCUUGUUAACAUGAUUUCACUGCACAAAACCACCAAAUUCAUUAACAAAAUCAACUUUUCAAGAUUUCAUAAAACUCGUUUUGAAAGCAACACGAAAUUAAAUCACUUUUCUAUCCUUUUUAAAUUUAAUAUUUCACAAAUAUUUUUUAUUCACCUUUUAAAUGGAUGUAUGUCCUUCGAUUUUCACUGCGGACUUAACAAUAUUUCACAAAUUAUGCCGAAAAAUCAAACAAAACACUUUGACAUUUUCCUCUAGCAACUUCCAUAAGAAACAGAGAAAAUAACAACUACCGUGUCAAGUUUAUGAAUAUCACGCAUACAAUACAUUUUUUAAAUUCUUCUUGCAAGUCACCCUUUGAUUGUUUUAUAACAAUUUUUGCAUUUUUAACUUCUGAAAUAAUCAUAAAAUUAAGUUUAAUAAUCUUUUUAUCGAAAAUAUAAAUAUUUAAUUGAUUUAUUAUUAAGUUUUUAAGGAGGUGUCUCACAUUCCACAUUGCUUUGUCCAACUUUCCAAACAGUCUCGCUUUAGGCAAAUGACCCUACUACACUGAGGACAAAAAUAAAAGUUAAAAAUCAUUUUCUAUUACUUCUAUUGUAUACGAUUCUUAAAAAGGCAUUUUUCUAAGUUGAUGAAAAGACUAAAAUUUACCAAUUAAAAUGAUCAGGGAAACGCUUUCAGGUUUCGCACCUAGGCAGCCGUCGAACAGAGCAGGGCAAUAUAUUUUAAAAACCCGUUUUAUGUCAGACAUUUUCUGAUAAAAAAAAUAGGUCAGAAUCAGUAAAGGAACAUUGGAAGAAUAUCAAGUGUUCGAAACCAGAGUGUGUGCGAAACCUGAAAGCCUUCCCUUAUAUUUUUCUCAGUGUUAUAGUUAAAUAAGUUAAAUAAAGUAGAAGUGGAAAAAAAUUCUUAAAUUUGAUUUAAGCUUCUUUCCCAAAUUUUCGUGCAUCUGGCUUUCAAACCACGUACUUCUCUCGUAUUUUUGUCUCACGCAAAAAAAAAGAAAAUCUUUUAUCGUUAAUCAUAGGGUAAUUGUGAGUUGAGAGCUUUUUCAAUGGGAUGGACUUAUUCUGUUGAAAUAAAAAGAAAUGAUGAAAGAAACAGUUGCCAAUAGAGGAUGUGAUCAAUAAAUUGAGCCAUUCUCACACCAAUAUAGCGAAGAAGAAGAAAAAAAGGUGAAAAAAAUAUUAAGGAAACUUUAACAAAAAUGAUUAAGCACAAAAUAUAUAACAAAUUUUUUUCUAGUAAUCUUGUAUAUCUCUAAAUUGCAGCAUUUUAAACGCGGUGAAUGAUAUCGCGUGAAAAAAAUAAAUAACAAUCAUUAAAAUAUCUCAAUUUAGCUGUAUAUUUUAUCGAGAAAAUUAUUAUUCUCUUAAACGUUUAAGGUUGAUAGUUGAAAGGGGGUAAGGGGGGGCAUGAGUAAGAUAUAUUAAGAAUUAUAAUCAAAAUAUAAUUCAUUUUAUUUGAUUAUUAAUUAUUUUUUAAAUAAAUGUGUGUGAUGAGACCAAAUGAAAAAGAAGAAAAAGAUUAAAUAGACGGCGUAAUAUUUCUAAAAUAGCAUUAAAAAUAUGGAAAAUAAUGAAAAAAAAAAAUAAGAAAAUAGAUGCUUUUUUGACAUGAAAAUUCAAAAGAGUAUCAUUUAAAAAAAUAAUGGUGAAUUAUCUUUUUUAUUUUCCACAAUAAAAAAAAUCUUUUUUACAUUAUCGAGAGGUAAAACAAUUUUAAAAAGAGAGAAAAAAAUUUAUUAAUCAAAUGCUAAGAAAAUUAUUUCAUGGUUCUUUAUAGAAAAUAAGUUUUUUGAUGAAUGGCAAACGAAUUAAAAAAAAAUCGGCAUAAAAUAGUUAAAUGAAUGGGAGAGCGUUUGAAAAAAAAAGGCAAAAAACUAACAUAUUCAAUUGUAACAGUUUCAUGUUAUAUUAACGAUCAUUAAAAAUAAAAGAUGGAAAAGAUCUUUUGAGUUACCAGAGAAAGGUUGCCAACGUCUGGAAACGGCAAAAGAAGUGAGUUGUGUUGAGCUGAAAAAAAGAGGAGAGGGAAUCAGAGUCUCUAAGAUCAGCUUCAGUUCAUGUUUGUGAGUCAAUGAGUGAAGAUCGAUGCGAUCGUGAGUCCAGUGAUCAUCCAAAUGAUCCUCAGUGCGAUUUAUUUUGAUGCAAAAAUGUGCUUCAAUGCAGUUUCAGUGAUGUGAUAUUGUGUGCAAAAAAAAAAAUAAAAGACGAUUUUUUCAAAAAGAAAAAAAUAAAUAAGAAAAAGAGUGAUCGAGACGCAAAAUUGUGUAAAUAUUUACAAACAAAAAAAAAAGAAAAGAAAUUGCUGUGUGAAUAAUAAUUUGAAAACAUUCACUGGAUUAUGGAGAAUGAUCAGUCAGAAUGGAACGGAUCUACAGGGCAUGCCAAUUUAUGUUGAUCUUCAUCCUCAUCAGUUCUUGCCACAUUCGUGCAGCAGCAGGAAAUUUGACUCUAGCCUAUCGAACAGGUUGCGAAGACGAGCCACUUUGCCUCAAGUGUGGUCCCACGGGCUGCAUGAAGUGUCCACAAUUCAUUGCCAUCGACAGUCGCACGUGUGUCCAGGAGUGUUCCAGAGGCUACAGCCCUCAAUGGUCGACACUGCCUGAAUUUAUGGGACAGAUUUGUAGGCCAACGGGAUUUGCAAGUCCAAUGCUGGAGGCUACUGUGGGAAUUCUUGUGGGAUGCCUAGUGUGUGCGGGGAUUAUUGGGGCAACAGUUUACACAAUACGCCGUAGGAGGAGACGAAAAUGCCUCCAAGAAGCUCUAAUUGACGACACCAUUGAACGGGCAGAGUUCCUGAAGCAACUCGAUGAGUUGCGACCCAAUGCUGAGUAUUUCCUGGCCAUGUUGAACGAUACUCGACGUCAGAUCAGGAAACUCCAUUUGGCUGGUGACACAACAGGAGCAACAGCGUACUGCCAAAUUGUCAGGGAUCUAGCCAAGAUCCUUCUGCUCAUCAAUAAACCGGCAGAUCUACUAAAUGGACCGCCCCAUGACUGGAAUCGCCUCUCCACGUGGGCAGUCAGGGUACUGGAGAGGUACAAACCACAAAUUGCCCAGUUGAUUGACUUCCUGCAGAGUCCAGCAGCUGAUCCCAGACUUGCCUCGUGCCAGCAUCAUACAUUCAAGUCUACCACAACAACCUCAACCACCACCGCCAGUGAAUCCCCAAAUAUGCAGUUGCAGCAUUUUGGCUCACUGAUAAGUCUCCAUGACUUGGAUGACAUUCAGGGGGCUGGAGAUACCUUUGGGAGCAAUUUUAACAGCCUCAAACGUAGCUCAGACAUCACUGGCAGCUCACUGUGGCUCGAGGAUGAAUUCUUCAAGUUGGGACUGAGGCCACAGGAUGAGAUAACGACUGAAUUGUGACGUUCUUGGGCGAUAUCGCACAUGGGACCAAAAAGUGCAACAUUUCUUUGUAAUAUACAAAUCGUGAAGCACCCUUCACACAAACUCUAGUCAAUAGUUCUAUUUUAAUAAUUUGUACACUGUCUUAUAAGUUUAAUGUAGAUUAAUAUGCAAUAUAAUGAAAAAUUGCUAUACAACAAAA